AUGACAUCUUUCCGUGCUGUAUAUUACACAAUCACCCUAAUGGCUGUUGUCAUCAUCUACCUGAACUCUUUUGCUAACGAAGACAAGCCCCGGCUCGCCAAAGAAAACCGGCCAUACACCAUCCUAAGCACCGCCGAAAACCUCAAAGACUAUGAUCGUCUCUGUGUCAACGGAGCAGAUAUCAGAUGCUUCGGCGAAUCCAUUUGCAAAAUCGCCCGGAUCACUUGUGUACCCAACACAACAUGCGAUUCAAUAAUGCCAAUCUGCACGGACCGGGAGAAUUUAUCAAUUCUACUCGCUCUAAUCGCUGUUGGGAGCUGUGGUGUUAUUAAACUUACUGAAGACCAGCCGAUUACUCACGAAGACCCAUUAUGUGGUUCGGAUAAGUGCCCGGAUAAUUACAGAUGUGAACUCCCAGACCCAAACACGGACUGUGACAAUGAAGACGGCUGCUCAACUGCUCCAAAGUGUAUUGCUAUUCCAAUCCGCAAACCAAUAUGCGCGGAGAACGAGGUGCUCAAAACCUGCGGCUCGGCGUGUGAACCAACGUGUGACAACCCGGAACCGGAAUGCAUUUCCACGUGCAUGACAGACGUCUGUCAAUGCAGGGAAGGAUUUGUUCGGGAUUCGACAUCAGACCAGUGUGUGGAGAAAAACUCUUGCAAAAAGUGCACACGUGAAUGCUCUGAAAACGAAAAAUGCGAGUUUGUAACAUUGCCUUGUGCGCAGGAACCAUGUGCAGUGGUUGAUAAGACUCUAACCUUUCUACUAUGCCUCAUUGCAGUCAGCAGUGCUACUAAGACAUGUGGAGAAAACGAAGAACUUGUUGGCUGCCAUAACACUUGUGAGCCGCAAUGCGGGUAUACUCCGAAAGCCUGCACCGAGCAAUGCAUCAUGAACGCUUGCGACUGCAAGGAUGGAUUUGUCCGUAACUCGCUGGGAAAGUGUGUAGAAGUCUUCCAGUGUACCAAAGAAACCACCAAGUGCCCGGAGAAUGAGGAGUUCAAGGGAUGCGGUACAGCGUGUGAGCCGACUUGUGAGAAUCCGGAUCCGAGGGCUUGCACCAAGCAGUGUUUAGUGAAUGUGUGUCAGUGCUCCAAGGGAUUCGUUCGUCAUGGAUUCAGAUGUAUUGCGAAGGGGGAUUGCCCGAAGUGA
Molecule: messenger RNA, 1155 nt
Organism: Caenorhabditis remanei
Lineage: Eukaryota; Metazoa; Nematoda; Chromadorea; Rhabditida; Rhabditidae
Exons: 12
Coding region: 1-1155 (384 amino acids)
Source: RefSeq, a predicted model, not a curated record